Molecule: messenger RNA, 3083 nt
Organism: Oryzias melastigma (Indian medaka)
Lineage: Eukaryota; Metazoa; Chordata; Actinopteri; Beloniformes; Adrianichthyidae
Product: myosin-11-like
Exons: 1
Coding region: 188-1984 (598 amino acids)
Source: RefSeq, a predicted model, not a curated record
AUCAUCACCAACUGUAUCAAUGACAGGUCGACUGAUGUCACAGAUUCUUUCAAGAUUCAUGACCUCGUUUGAGGUCACCACCUUUGGGGUAUAAAUAGAAGUCGCUCAGAGCAGAUCAGUUAGUCUGCACAGACACACUCCCCGAGCGACACGAGCGGAACACCUUCCUGGAAGAAAGACCGAGCGUAUGUCAAUCUUCUCAGAUUUAAAUACAGAAAGUGUACCCAGAAUGUCCCACAGUGAAGAAUUUCAGGAGAUGGAGGUUUCCACUGAAGAACUGAACUACAUCACAGAGAGGAUUCUCCAGCAAAAUUACAACAUGAGCAAACAUGUUGAGAAUCUUUGCAGGAGAUUCCAGAAAAGGAGAGAUUUAGACGCUUCAUACAAAGAACUGAAAAAGUCACGGAAAGCUGCUACUGAGGAAAACAAAAAACUGGUGCAGCAGGUGAAGCGUCUAAGAGUGGAUGUUGAGAAGCUGAUGCACAUGGAGCAAACGUGUGAAGACGAGAGGAUCAAAACCUCUCAGGUCUAUGAAAGUAACCAAGACCUGAAGACUGUGAUGGACUCUCUUCAGUCCAAACUUCAGCAGCUGAAAGGCACGAAACAAGAAGUUUCUGUCUUCAAAGCUGAAAGAAAAAGUUUGGAACAAGAGAACAGAGCUCUGAUAUCUCAACUGAAGAAACUCCAGAAACAGACGGCCCGCAAAGCACACCUGGAACCGGAUCUGAAAAGAGAAUUUGAGGAAUUCCAGGCUUUGAAACAACAAACUGAUGAACUGAGACAAAUCAUUCAGGAGCUGCAGAAAGAAAAUGAGGACCAGAAGAAGAUGGAGGAGAACUAUCCUACAAUGAAAGAGGAAUGGUUUGAACUCACUCUUCUGAAGGCUCAACUGGAAGAAGAGAUUUCUGAUCAGAGAAAGCAGAAGGAGGAAACACGUCAGCUGAUUGUUCGACGUGAGGAGGAAAGGAGAGAACAGGAAUCUCUUAGAGAACAAAUCAACGUUCUCACAGCAGAGAGAAACGCUCUGGCCGAAGAACUGCAACACCGUAAAGCGCUGGAGUCUGAAUGUAAGGAGUUACAAGCAGAAACCAGCGACUUGGUGAAGCAAGUUUUCAACCAGACACAAGAUGUUGCAGAGCUGAAGGACAUGCUUUCAGAGUUUCAUGAUGUGCAAGAAAAACUCAAUAUUGCACAGCAGGAAAAUCUGAAGGCAAAGAACCAAAGCGCCCUUCUCCAGAACCAAAUCCAGGACCUGAAGGUUCAGAUCCAGAACCCACAACAGGCUGUCGCUGCUCUGGAGAAAGAAGUCAAAGACCUCCAGGAGACAAAUCAAGAAAUUAAGGAGGUUCAAGCCAAAUAUGACAGAAUCUCUGAAGAAAAGUCCAAACUGGAGGACAAAAAGAAACGGCUUCAGGAUGAAGUUUCACAUCUGAAACUGCAGAAAGACGAAGUACGUGAACUGGCUGUUAAAUACAACACCGUACUGGAUAAACUGGGACCCCUUCGAGAGGAAACAAAGACCCUCAAACAGGAAAGAAAGACGAUGACUGAUCUUCUCAAGCAGCGUCAAAUACUGGAGACGGAAUAUAACGAGAUCAAAGCAGAAGCUGAUCAUGUGGAAGCUGAAAACUUCCACCUUCAUGCUGAAGUGGAUGAUCUCCAGAAGAAGCUUUCAGAUAUGAAAGAUGUGGAGGAGAAAGUCUUAAAAGCGAAGGAGAGAAAUCUGAAAGCAAAGCAAGAACAUGACCGUCUCCAGAACCAAGUCCAAGACCUGCAGGUUCAGAUACAGAAUCCACAACAGGUUCCACGUCUGACCCAGCAGCAACAGGAAGCCCAUGAACUGGUUGUCAAGUACAACAAAGUAAUGGAUGAACUGAAGGGACGAUUUCAGUACAAAAAGGUUCUGGAUGAACUGAAGAGACGAACAAUAAUGAGAAGGAAGUUAUUUGAGCUGAAAAGCACACAUAAUGUACCCUACCACUGAGUAUCCUCCUCUCUAACAAGUGACGUUGCUCGUUAGGGGCGGGGAGACCUGAGGGGGGCAUUUGUUUCCUAAAAAGCCCUCCUCCCCCCACCUUACACAUCCACAUACAAAGACACACCAAAAAGGGGGAAUAAAUGUUUGAUAUAAAACAAAAAUGAGAUAUAAAAAAAAAAAAAGUCCAGCGUAAAAAAAAAAGGGCGACACACCAAUAGGUGUGUUUGUGUGGGUUUUCUCUGAGCGCUUCAGUUUCCCCCCACCCAACAAAACGAAUUCAUAUCAAAAUAUUUCAUUCAUUAUUAAUAGUUAAAUUAGAUAAUUGGAAAAAAAAGUGGUGCAAUUCUUUACAAAAAAUUAGUUUCAUUCUUUACAAUUUAGCUGGACUUAAAAAAAAAAAAAAAAAAAAAUAUUGCAACACACCAAAUUUUUCCCCUCCGUAAACCGCCACCUUACCGUGGUGGAGGGGUUUGAGUGCUCGAGUGAUCCUAGAAGCUAAUCUGUCCAGGGCUAAUACCCAAGGUAUGAUGCCCUACUACCGAUGGCUUCUAGGGGACGAGCCAGACUAAGAGCGGUUAAGAAUCUCCACAUGAUUCACAAACACCAAGGUCCAGUUGCAGCUCACAGACUGCAGUCAGGACCGGCUUGGAGUUGGGCCUCACAGACGAGGGACUGGUCGAGUCCAAGCUGAAAAAAUGACAUGGGAACCAUCCCUCCCGGGCCCACCACCCCCAGGAGAGCUGAUGAGGAGUUGAUGCAUAGUUUGGGCAGCAGCUGAAGGUACGUGCCUAGGCAGCUUGUUCUUAUAUUCAAAAAGACGAACGAGAUCCUGCGUUUCUGCUGCAGAAACACUAGAGCGUCUGGAUGUUAGACAUUGUGGAUCGGUACCACAGUAGGCCAAACGUUGCAGAACCGCAGAUAGAAAGAAAGUUAAACGGCAGUUUUGCUUCACCUUUCAUGUAUAGUCCAAAAACUAAAGACACUGGUAAUGGUACGCCUGCUUUAGCAGGUUGGGGUUCGAUUCCCUGCGUUGUCCUACUGAAUAUUUGGACUUUAAUACAUGAAAUGUUGAGCAAUGCAACCUGUAGUGUAAAAGAAAAAAAAA